UUUUUUUGUCGUCCAAAAGUGCCGUAUAAAAAUGUUUUAAGUUAACCCCACAAACCCGGCCAUACCCAAAGCACUGAAGUAGCGAAAUUGGACACAAUAGUCGAAAAACCAAACUCAAAACCAUACGAAUCCUGUACAUUAAAGCCAACCAUUAUUUUAACCUGUGUCGUAUUGCCGUAGUAUUAGUGUGCGGUGGUGUAUGUGUGCGCGUGUGUGUCUCCCCUCAGUCCGAAUCGCGAAAUCGAGAAUAGAAAGAUGUGUGUGCUGCUCCGGUAGUGGUAGUGUGGCGAGCUAUAAGCGUGAAAUUAACACACCACAAGAAAAUACGCGAAUCUAAAUUCAAUAAUCGAAACUAAGCCGCCGCCAGUUAACCUCCUCCUGCUGCUUUCCCCCUCCCCCACCCAGAGACAAAUAAAACAGCCAACACAAUGCAACCCUCGCCGCUGCAUUACUCGACGAUGCGGCCACAGGCUCCCGGAUCGCUGGUCGAUCCCUACGAGGACGAACUUCGCAUGGCGCCCUGGUAUUGGGGGCAAAUCACACGCGAGGAGGCAAAGAAUAUACUGCACGGAAUGCCCGAUGGCAGCUUCCUGGUGCGCGAUGCGCUCUCCAAGAAGGGGGAAUACACACUGACACUGAUGAAGGACGGAAACGAGAAGCUGAUAAAGAUCUGCCACAUCAAUGGCAUGUACGGGUUCAUUGAGAAGAAACUGUUCAAUUCGGUGGUGGAUAUGGUCAACUUUUACAAGGCCAACUCCCUGAAUAUGUACAACAAGACGCUGGACAUAAUGCUGAGCCAUCCGAUUGUGCGAACCUACGAGGAGGAUGACGCCCAUCCACAUGGGGAUCUUGGACUGCUGAGCAACGAGUUUAUACGCACAUCGCAGAUGCUGCAGCAGCUGGAACAGAACCUCGAUCAGAAGAAGAACUCCUUCAAUGCCAUUCGGGAGGAGCUGCAGGAAAAGAAGAUCCAUCAGGGCGUGUUUGGGAAUGCCGAGAAGAUAUUUCGCGAUCAAAUCAAACUCAACGAAUCGGUGAUGAAGACACCCGCCGCCGCAGAGAGCAGUGCCCCUGAAAGCGGAGGAGCAUCAGCACUCGGGACGGCCGCUGGUACGGCUGGGACCUCCGCUUCGGCCUGCAGCAACAAUGCCAAUACCCGACAGAGCCUCCAGGAGAACCAGGCCCAUCUCCUCGCUCUACUCGAAAUCAUGCAGGAGAAGAUGCAACAGCUGAACCACUACAUGGAGUGCAAGAAGAAGGAGGAGCUGCUGCUCGAGCGUCAGAUCAAUGCCACCAAGCCCGAGCUGCAGAUGCUGCAGUUGCGCAAGGACAAAUAUAUUGAGCGCCUGAAAGGAUUCAAUCUCACGGAUGACGAUCUGAAUGCCAUACUCGAGAUGGGUUUCGCGAACUGGCGGCAACAGUACGAGAGUGUCUUGAAUUUGCCACACAGGAACGAGUCCUACUGGUUCCUGAAGGAUGCAACGCGUCGUGAUGCCGAGGAGCUGCUCCGCGGCUCACCCUCUGGAACCUUCCUCAUCCGUGCCCGCAAUGCCGGCCACUAUGCGCUGUCGAUUGUGUGCAAGGGCAAUGUUCAGCAUUGCAUCAUCUAUGAGACGGAGAGUGGCUUUGGUUUUGCGGCACCCUACAACAUCUAUCCCACGCUUAAGAAGCUCGUGGAGCACUAUGCCACAAAUUCGCUGGAGGAGCACAACGACACGCUGACCACGACGCUGCGACUGCCUGUGUACUACUGGGAGCAGAACAGGGCCCAGAUACUCGAAGAGCUGGAGAUGGAACGAGAGCAAGAGGCAGAGGCGGCGGCGGCUUCGGCACAGACAUCGCUGGGCAGCAGCAGCACCAGCACCAGCAGUGCGCCCAUACCGACGCCCAGGGCACGUUCUGAUCAGGAUCAGGUGGAUGGUGGGGAAACGGAGACGCCACCGGCCUCAAUUUCGCCAUCAAAUUUUAGCACAUCGCAGUAGGCACGCCACCCCACACACACACACACAAACACACACAAACACACAAAGCCCUUAACCUCACAGGCUAGCUAUCGUAUCUAUAUCUAUCUCUAUAUCUCUCUCUAACCUCUCGCGCUCCGCUAUAAA
Messenger RNA from Drosophila persimilis, 2108 nucleotides. RefSeq names its product phosphatidylinositol 3-kinase regulatory subunit gamma (gene Pi3K21B). NCBI's taxonomy places the organism in Eukaryota, Metazoa, Arthropoda, Insecta, Diptera, Drosophilidae. Gene Ontology annotation, biological process: phosphatidylinositol phosphate biosynthetic process; insulin receptor signaling pathway. The transcript is spliced from 3 exons. Gene Ontology annotation, cellular component: phosphatidylinositol 3-kinase complex. The coding region runs from base 429 to 1982 and encodes 517 amino acids. Gene Ontology annotation, molecular function: 1-phosphatidylinositol-3-kinase regulator activity. The record is from RefSeq and is a predicted model, not a curated record.